AUGUACGACAGACCAGACAUGCAUCGGGCAGCAAGCUAUACCUACCCUCAAUAUACCGCUCAGACAUCUCCGAAGCAGUACCCAGCGGCACAUAGCACCAGCAGCGCCUUCAGCGCCAGCGCAAACCCUAACGAGGACUGGACCAAGAUCUCAGAUCUUGCUGAGAGAAGAAGGAUUCAGAACAGAAUCGCGCAGAGAAACUACCGCAAGAAGCUGAAGAAGAGGUUGGAAGACCUGGAACGCCGCGCUGGAUCAAGCUCAGCGUCGCCCGAGCAAAGAUACGAAGAACUCGCUCAGACCGAAACCUCGGAUCCGUCAGAUCGAUCACCACAACUAGGAGCCCAACGGCAUCGAUCGAGCGGCGGCCAAGCACAUCGAGCUCGAACUCCUGAGGUACUUCAGCAGCAAUACGUCCUGCCGUCGGAAGACCGUAGCAUGUUCUCGCAACAGUACACUCGGCAGAUGUCGACGUCGCCUCCGCCUUUCUCGUACAGCGCUUUGUCGGCGGCCGAUAGUACAGGCUAUUCUACCUACGCACAAACAGCUUCGUACUGCAACAUCUCCACCACCAGUGGUGACAUGCCGGUCUACACGCAAUACCUACCUCCGAUGCAACACUAUCAGCAUAUCGUUCCCAGCAUGACAACGCCAGUCAAACAAGAAUACUACAACGACGACGAAAUCAAUCCCUUCAGCAUGAGUUGGGCAUCAAUGGCUGGCGUGGACGUAUCUGCCGCAAACUCAUACCAGGACUCCGUACCUGCAUAUACACCACCUUUGUCCGAGUCCUUCGAACUUUCGCAAGCGGGCUCGCCGCCAGACUCCUACUUCCCAUACACGCCACCGUCCGAUCACACACCGUCGACGCAGCUCUACGACAGAAUAUGA
This is a messenger RNA of Saxophila tyrrhenica, 888 nucleotides long. RefSeq lists its product as uncharacterized. NCBI's taxonomy places the organism in Eukaryota, Fungi, Ascomycota, Dothideomycetes, Mycosphaerellales, Extremaceae. The transcript has 3 exons. The coding region runs from base 1 to 888 and encodes 295 amino acids. Gene Ontology annotation, biological process: regulation of DNA-templated transcription. Gene Ontology annotation, molecular function: DNA-binding transcription factor activity. The record is from RefSeq and is a predicted model, not a curated record.